Molecule: messenger RNA, 1155 nt
Organism: Chenopodium quinoa (quinoa)
Lineage: Eukaryota; Viridiplantae; Streptophyta; Magnoliopsida; Caryophyllales; Amaranthaceae
Product: putative disease resistance RPP13-like protein 1
Exons: 2
Coding region: 1-1155 (384 amino acids)
Source: RefSeq, a predicted model, not a curated record
AUGCCUCUUGGAAUUGGGAAAUUAACAAACUUGCAAAGUUUGAAAAGAUUUAUGUUGGCAAGUGGAGGUGGGAUCAGAGUAAGGGAUUUAAGGAUGUUGAAUCAACUCCGUGGAAGAUUAAUUGUUUCUGGACUAGAAAAUGUGACACAUGUUGAGGAUGCACAGGAAGCCAAAUUGCAUAAAAAAGAGCGUUUUGAUGGAUUGUAUAUGAAAUGGGGAACUUGUAGAGAUGAGGUUGAUGACAAGACUAAGAGAGAUGUGAUUGAGAAGUUGCGGCCUUACACUUCCAUCAAAGAGUGUAUGUUAGAUGGGUACAUGGGGUCGACAUUCCCCAGUUGGUUGGGAGAUCCCACUUUCAAUAACAUUGUUCACAUACGGUUGGAGAAGUGUGAGAAAUGUGAAUUCUUGCCUCCACUGGGGAAGCUGCGCUCAUUGGAGAGUCUUUGGAUUGGAAUAAUGAGUAGUAUUAAGCAAUGGGUGCACUCACCAAUUGACAACAAUGGGGCAUUCCCCCUUCUCGAAGAGCUUUCCAUUGAAAAAUGUUUGUCAUUGCAAGGUGAUCUACCUCCUCUUUGCCCAUAUCUCAAAACACUAGAUAUUAUAGAUUGCAAGGAGAUGAGAGUGUCACUUCCAAGCCUUCCUUUGAUGCAAGACUUGAGGGUAGAUGGAUGUAAAGCAAUGUCUACAACUGCAGAUGUUAUUUCCUGUGCAAAAAGGAUAAGUUUUUACAAUAUAUUAGAGAUAACUGGCUUCAAUUGGCGUUUUCAGUACCUUCAUGAAGCUCUCUCCAUUGUCAAUUGCUCGUUUCUUCCCAUUACAAUUGGCCAGAUACCGGUGACGCUUCAACGGCUUAAGAUUUCUAAUUGCAAGCAGCUACAAUCCUUGGACUUUCAAGAUUCAUCUUCCUCAACUUCUCGUUUUCAAAAACUCUCGAUUAAUAGAAGUGAAUCCAUCGUCUCUAUUGGUCGUAUUCCCUUGACUCUACGAUCAUUGAAGAUUGAAGAUUGUGAGAAAGUAAGUUGUCUAGAAUUUAAUGAACAACCUCCAAAUUUCUCUUGUGGAAAUGACAACAAGAAAGCACUAAAAAGUGAAGAAAGCGAAGGAGUCUUCCUAAAGGCUUCAUUAGAACUUCCUCUGCUCACCAAAUUGAAAUAG